This is a messenger RNA of Salmo salar (Atlantic salmon), 1290 nucleotides long. Lineage: Eukaryota; Metazoa; Chordata; Actinopteri; Salmoniformes; Salmonidae. The record is from RefSeq and is a predicted model, not a curated record.
CUGGUGAUGUACUACCUAUUAUGAAUCUGUAUCUAACAAAACACAGGCUAUACCAAGUGAAAAGAGUGAUUUGAAGUUUAUUUUCCCAUUUGGAUUCAUUGUAGAUGAACUAUUGAUAGAAUCUAUACUGGGUUAAUUGAGGACAAGCUUUCAGACAAUGAACUAAAUAGUAAUGGAAGGCGCUGUAUACAGAUCAUCAUUGCGCAGCAUGUCACUGACAGCAAGCCUCCCAAAUGUACGAUAAUCCUUCAUGGUGCAACUAUAGGCGUAGAUUUGGAUGUGUGAAUUUAUAUUAUAACAUACGAUAUAACGGACGGUGGUUUAUGACAAAAAUGCACUAGGCUACAAUUAUUUUCAGAUUUCAGCUAAUUCGACUAUUGUACCAGCAAUGAAUACGGCGGUAUUCUACAAUGUGCAGCAGCCAGUGCAUUAAACGCAGGUUGCGUCCGGUAAAUCAGAUUAUUGGACGGUAAAAGGCUGGCUAUGGUAAAAUGGAUUGUGACGUGAUGGUUUAAAAUCCCGGGGGAGGGAGAGCAUCGCAUGUCCUCGCCCACGGUAAAGUAGGUAGUCGGCUGACAGGGCACAUACGACAGACUCACCACCUAUUGCACUAAAUAACAUUCUUUCUUCACUAUGUAUCCAGGCAUGGCUCCUCAAAUAUCACCCUAGUGAGGCGUGAACCAGCACGAGCGGUAACAUGGCCACCUAUCACCAGAUACCAGAUGAUGAGAAGGGGUAUGAGUUGGACCUCUUCUGUGUCCCCAAACACUAUGAGGAGGAUUUAGACCGGGUCAUCAUCCCUCAUGGACUGAUCAUGGACAGGACUGAGCGCCUGGCUCGUGAUAUAGUCCGGGACAUGGGGGGACACCAUAUAGUAGCACUGUGUGUUCUCAAAGGAGGUUAUAAAUUCUUUUCCGACCUGCUGGACUACAUCAAGGCCCUAAAUCAGAACUGCGAUAAGUCUGUCCCGUUGACUGUGGAUUUCAUUAGACUAAAGAGCUAUUGUAAUGUUUUGAUAGUUGAGGACAUUGUGGAGACGGGGAGGACUAUGGAGACACUGCUAUCACUGCUGAGUGAAUGCAAUCCAAAGAUGGUCAAAGUGGUCAGCCUUCUAGUCAAGAGAACACCAAGGAGCUCAGGAUACAGACCAGACUACAUGGGGUUUGAGGUGCCUGAUUGGUUUCUGGUGGGAUAUGCCCUGGACUACAACGAGUACUUCAGAGACCUCAGUCACAUCUGUAUACUGAACGAGAAAGCAAAGGUGAAGUACAAAUUGUGAGCUGAAGAGGA